AUGAGUCCUAGCUACAAAGUCGAGAACCUGUUCCAGGUUAAGGGCCUUGUCGCCGUCAUAACUGGCGGGGGUUCUGGCCUUGGUGCAAUUGCCGCGCAUGCUCUUGCCGACAACGGCGCAAAGGCUGUUUACAUUCUUGGUCGUCGUGUGGAGGCGCUGGAAAAGACCAAAGCAGCGUCGCCCAACCCGGACAUUAUCUAUCCCAUUCGCAAUCCGGCCGCCAUUGGCCCAAUUGACCCCUCUUGGGAUCUGAGCACCCUCCAAGAGCGCAUGUGGAAGCCGGACGUCGAUCAGUUUGCCGAGACUUUCCGCGUCAACAAUGCCGGCGCCUUCUACACUGCGGUCGCCUUCAUGGAGCUCCUGGAUGAAGGCAACAAACGCGGCGACAUUUCGCAGAAGUCCCAGGUCAUCUUCACGACCUCGAUUGCGGGAUACUCGCGGUCGCCGGCAGCAGGGUUCUCCUAUGCAGCAAGCAAGGCCGGCGUGACGCACAUGACGAAACAGCUCGCCACUACAUUUGCGCCGUACAAGAUACGAGUCAACGCCAUCGCUCCCGGUUUUUACCCAAGCGAGAUGACGGAGAAUAUGAGCUUCAUGAAGACUGGCAAAAACCCACGUGAAGAGGGAGCCCUACCCACUUCGCAGGUUCCGUUGCAACGGAUAGGAACGGAGGAGGACUUUGCUGGUGUCAUUUUGUUUCUCACUAGUGUAGCUGGCGGCUACAUAGAUGGUAAUGUUGUUGUGACUGACGGUGGCCGGAUAUCUACUCUGCCCAAUAGCUACUAG
Molecule: messenger RNA, 786 nt
Organism: Akanthomyces muscarius
Lineage: Eukaryota; Fungi; Ascomycota; Sordariomycetes; Hypocreales; Cordycipitaceae
Exons: 3
Coding region: 1-786 (261 amino acids)
Molecular function (GO): oxidoreductase activity
Source: RefSeq, a predicted model, not a curated record